Molecule: messenger RNA, 2067 nt
Organism: Lachancea lanzarotensis
Lineage: Eukaryota; Fungi; Ascomycota; Saccharomycetes; Saccharomycetales; Saccharomycetaceae
Gene: ATG13
Product: LALA0S13e00276g1_1
Exons: 1
Coding region: 1-2067 (688 amino acids)
Biological process (GO): autophagosome assembly; piecemeal microautophagy of the nucleus; mitophagy
Cellular component (GO): extrinsic component of membrane; Atg1/ULK1 kinase complex; phagophore assembly site
Source: RefSeq, a predicted model, not a curated record
AUGGAUAGAGAGCUUUGGGAGCUGGUAAAUAAGUUCUUUCUUAAGGCGGCGCUGCUGUUAUGCCAAUCGAAGCAUUACAGGGGUCGGCCAGCUACAGAGAACGCCACAAACACAAAUAACUGGUUCAACAUCGAAACACUGGGGAAUGCUGCUUUGGAACGUGAAAUAGGACCCUGGAUUUCGUUUGAUGGUUCCAGAACCGUACCACCGCUUGUUAUAGAGACAUAUCUCGAUUUGACACAUUUGAGCCCGUCGCAAUCCAUUAUCUUGCGGGACCAAGAUGGAAACCCUUGGAACGUAUGCAAGGGCACUAGAAAGUCAGAAAUUGUAUUGGAACGGUGGCUGAUACAGCUGGAUAAUGACACAGAACGGCGCUCGGAAACAACGGAGGCAAAUAGCCCCCCCAUUGGUGGCGGUGAGCCCUACGCCUCGAAUGAAGAAAUUUACCGGCAACUGAUCCUACUGUUUCGAUACCUAUACACAUUGGUGGGUUUGCUACCGGCCAACGAUCUGCAUCUUCGACUGUCCAAACCAGUCACAACAUCUGGGGGCACCUACCCUGUGAACGUAGGAACGCGUGUGUUGGAUGGAACCAAACCUAUCGUCUCCAAGGGCAGAAUCGGUCUCAGCAAACCUCUCAUCGCCACUUAUUCCAAUGUGGUCAACGAAACGGCUUUGCCAGCACAUCUUGAGCAGCGCAAAAUCACACCCAUCCUAACCAAAUACGGUUCUCUCAGAAUAUCUGUAUCGUACAGACGGGACUCAGACUUUCAAGUCAAUGAUAAUGAAGAAUAUUUCGUAAACGAGUUUGGUAAUACUGCUUUAGCUCAGCGCCAAAUGCAUAAUUCUUUGCCUGCGGCUACCAAUUCCUCGCUCAGAAGGGUGUCCAUGAAUAGCCAGCGAUCGAUCUCAGUGUCACCUAACACUAAUAUAAGCCCCAACCUCAUGGUGGAUCAAUCACCUCAAAAACCUAAAACUGCUUUCACACGCCAACUUCAGCCAUUUAAGGCAGGUUCUGUCGGAAGUGGUUCCAUUCCACAAGUCAUUCAGGGAAACAGCUUAAGCAGGAAUCCUUCCAGUACUUCGGUUGUCGCCGCACUUCGAGCACAAAGAUCCAGUAAUGGCUCCAUUACGACGGGCUCAAAUCCAUUGCAUGAGUUACACUUAGAGCCUUCCAGUAUAGGAAGCGGCAGCGUUUCUAAAUACUCUUCUUCGUUUGGCCGCCUGCGCCGUCACUCGAGUGUAAGAAGAUCAGACAGCGUCGAAAGGCCUCAAAAGCCUUCCAAACCAAAUGAAUCAUCAUCUGGUGACCUUUUGGAAUUUAUGAAACUCCUGGACGACAGAAAGGAGCUCAAAUCCAAAAUUAAUGACAGAGCUACCACUCUUGACAUGGCAAGCUCACUCUUAAAGUUUCAAGGCAUGCGAAAUACGAACAAUAAUUUAAGCACUGACCUAUCGAUGUCGAUGUCUCUGGAACGGCCGCCGGUCGGCCAGCAGAGAAGCAGAUCGAGGUCCAAUUCGCACUCUCCCAACUCGUCGUUUUCACCGUCCAUGCAAUAUUCUUCUAUUCCGAUGAGACUUUCUCAAAGUCGCUCUAACUCCUAUCAAAGAGAUAUUCUCGACGAGUAUUCUAGCAGGAGGAGCUCUGCCGAUAGACAAGGCUCACUAGGUUAUAACCUCAACGAGAGCCUAGCUAACGCUCCUAGAGGAACUUUUCGGGAUAGUGCUAUUGCAGAUGAGGACGAGGACGAUGAUUUAUUGAUCGGACGAUCCACGUACAACAACCAAACGCUCUCUAUUAGAAAUCGCUCUACGUCGCCUGGUUCAAUGCGCAGCGUUUCGAGUUCGUUUAACAAAAAUCAGUUGCCUUUCAAAUCUGUGGCCAAUUUCUCUGGACCUACAACCAUGGCUACACCAGCGCACGCAAAAUUACACAAAGCUGUUGUAGCAACAUCUCCGGAGUCACACAACGCAGAGGUUGAACCUAAGAAGGAUGACUGUUUGAACCAUACUGAAGAAGAUGAUGAAUUGCUGUUUUUUAUGAGCGAUAUGAAUCUUUCUAAGUAA